Gigantopelta aegis is the source of this 4584-nucleotide messenger RNA. Its product is annotated as suppressor of lurcher protein 1-like. NCBI's taxonomy places the organism in Eukaryota, Metazoa, Mollusca, Gastropoda, Neomphalida, Peltospiridae. The coding region runs from base 1 to 1920 and encodes 639 amino acids. The transcript has 12 exons. Gene Ontology annotation, cellular component: plasma membrane. The record is from RefSeq and is a predicted model, not a curated record.
AUGGUUUACAUCAAUUUUCACUUCUCACAGCCUGCCUGGUGUGCUUUUACAAAUGAUGAUGAAGUUGCCUGUGAUUGCGUCAUAUACCAGAGUUACGGAGGCAGCAGUGGUCGGUUCACGUCGCCCAACUUCCCCAAAAACUACCCGAGAGACUCCACCUGUAUUCUGUACACGUUCAUCGGGGAUGUCGAUGAAAUCAUCGAACUCACUUUCCUCGAGUUUGAUAUGAGAAUGCCUACUUCUAAUAAUGUUUGUACAGAUUUCUUGAGAUUAUUUUUAAACCUCGACCGGCCUGAGGUGAAUGAACAUAAUAGAUAUGACUUGGAGUUGUGUGGCAACAUAACGAUGAUUGGCCGCAAGUACGGCAAAAAAUAUUACUCCGCCAGUCGCAGCCUCAUUCUGGAGCUUCAUGCUGACGGGUAUCCUGGCAACUACACAGGCUUUCAAGGCAGAUACCAGUUUUUAGAUAAAAAUCAGUUCACGAUAGAUGGGACAAAAAUUCCAGGAACUCCAUGUACAUAUUACUUUGAUAGCAAUAAAAAUAAAAAAUCGGGAAACUUUUUUUCCCCAUUCUAUCCUCAAAAUUAUAAACCAAACUACAGCUGUCAGUACCACUUUAUAGCAGGACCAGACGAAAAAGUUAAAAUAGUUUUCAGAAAUAUACAGCUCUACCCUAGUGAUGGCAGUUGUCAGUUUAGUAAAGAUGCCAUCAAGGUGCAUGAUGGGAGAGACAAAAGCGCUGUUGUGAUUGGCCACUACUGUGACCUGCACAAUCAGGUGGAGCUGAUGUCAUCACAGAGAUACCUCUUCAUCCAGUUCUACUCCGAUGACAUCGGGGAGAGGAAGGGGUUCGCAGCCACUUACCAGUUCACCAGCAACAACCCUCAACCCCCAACCCCCAACCCAAUGCUUUCACUCAACAUGUCAGCUAAUGGUUACGCUACCUCGAGGCCUUCAAUUACCUCUUCUAAAGAAUUCCAAUGCAAUGACGUAAUCCGCAGCAUCAACCGGAAGAAUGGCACGAUAAAGAGCCCGUUUUACCCGCAGUCGUACCCGGCGGACAUUGUGUGUCGCUACACCUUCCAGGGGGUCGGGAGAGAGCGCGUACAGCUGCACUUCAAACACAUGGAUCUGCACUACCCCGCCGGUGAUGCUAGUGAGCCUGUCGACUGCGCCGGCUCAGACUCUGUCAUUGUCUUCAUCACACUGAAUGGGAAGAACGAGAACCUCGGCACAUUCUGUGGCAAGAAGCUGCCACCAAAGCUGAUGUCAAAUGAAGCGAAGAUGACGGUGGAGUUCCGAAGCACCCAGCCGUCGCAGUCUGUGACAGGCUUCGAGGCCAGGUACAGCUUCGUCACAAAUUUUGGAAUAACAUCUGGAGUGCAGGAUGACCGAGGAGUGUGUAUGUUCAACUACUACAGCGCCACCAGCUCCAGUGGGAAGUUCACGUCGCCCAACUACCCGGGCCUGUACCCACGUGACACGGAAUGUCACUACCUCUUUUACGGUGCAGGGGACGAGACGGUCUUCAUCCAGUUCCCAGUGUUCGCUGUCGAUGGAAUCAGUCCCAGGUGUGAGGAAGCAACCAAGAGUGACUUUGUUUCCUUCUCAAACUUUGCUGAAGCAGAAGACCGCAAGUUGCAUCGUCUGUGUGGCAAUUCGCUGGAGUCGAGAUACAAAACCAUCGAGUCGGACGGCCCGUUCUUCCGAGUCGUCUUCAAAUCUAACGGCAUUUACGAUGCAAAUGGUUUUGAGGCUUAUUACGAGUUCAGAGGAGUAAACAACGACAGGAGUAAAUAUCGAUCCAGUAAUAAUAAAUCUGAGAAAAAAGCUCAACAGGUAACGAAAGGCCGAGCUGCUCGCCCGGUGCCAGCAGUCUCUGUAUGGACAGCCCUGUUUCUCGUAUCGGCUUUCAUUUAGCAUUAAUCCUGCCUCACCUUUUUCUUCAAAAUGGAUUCUAAAAAAAAAUAUAUAUAAAAAAAACUGAAUAAAAGAAAGAUUCCAUUUUGACUUGGAAGGUACAAGUUCUGUGCUGUACAUUUUGUGAUAUUUUCUUCUAUUUUGUGCAAGUCUUUCUCUGAGAUGUGGAGGAUCUAUUGCAGAUUUAUCUUUCACCACAUCUCCACGUGAAGCAGCUUGCAAUAUUCCCCAUGUUACCACGUCUCCACGUGAAGGAGCUUGCAGUGUUUCUCAUGUUACACCUCAACACAGCGAGAAAACACCACCUGGCUGUAUCGGGCCACUAGAUGACAGCGUGAAUUAGGACUGACAUUUAACACUGCACAGUCACCAGUUGUACCAUCAUUAGUCCAUCGUUGUGAUCCGAGAAAACAUUGCCUGACUGUAUCGGGCCACUAGAUGAUACUGUGAAUUAGGACUGACAUUUAACACUGCACAGUCACCAGUUGUACCAUCAUUAGUCCAUCGUUGUGAUCUGAGAAAACAUUGCCUGACUGUAUCGGGCCACUAGAUGACACCGUGAAUUAGGACUGACAUUUAACACUGCACAGACACCAGUUGUACCAUCAUUAGUCCAUCGUUGUGAUCUGAGAAAACAUUGCCUGACUGUAUCGGGCCACUAGAUGACACCGUGAGUUAGGACUAACAUUUAACACUGCACAGACACCAGUUGUACCAUCAUUAGUCCAUCGUUGUGAUCUGAGAAAACAUUGCCUGACUGUAUCGGGCCACUAGAUGACACUAUGAAUUAGAACUGACAUUUAACACUGCACAGUCACCAGUUGUACCAUCAUUAGUCCAUCGUUGUGAUCUGCAGUGGGAAGUUUACCACAACAGUCAUUGGACUGAUGGUCAGAGGUAUUGACCGUCACAGGUUUAGGACAGAUACCAGCUGUAAUUAAUGGUUUCUGUAGGUUUAUAUACAACUGAUGUUAGAUCACCAGUUGUGAUGGUUUCUGUAGAAUUAUAUUGAACUGAGUUAGGAAUGAUAACAGAUGUAAUGGUUUUUUGUAGGGUCAUACUGAACUAGUAUAGGACAGAUACCAGCUGUGAUGGCUUGUGAAUUUAGGGCCAAACUGAACUAGUUUAGAACAGAUACCAGCUGUGAUGGCUUGUGAAGGGCUACACAGAACUGGUAUAGGACAGAUACCAGCUGUGAUGGCUUGUGAAGGGCUAUACAGAACUGGUUUAGGACAGAUACCAGCUGUGAUGGUGUCUGAAGGGCUAUACAGAACUGGUUUAGGACAGAUACCACCUGUGAUGGUGUUUGAAGGGCUAUACAGAGCUGCUUUAGGACAGAUACCAGCUGUGAUGGUGUCUGAAGGGCUAUACAGAACUGGUUUAGGACAGAUACCAGCUGUGAUGGUGUCUGAAGGGCUAUACAGAACUGGUUUAGGACAGAUACGACCUGUGAUGGUGUUUGAAGGGCUAUACAGAGCUGCUUUAGGACAGAUACCAGCUGUGAUGGUGUCUGAAGGGCUAUACAGAACUGGUUUAGGACAGAUACCAGCUGUGAUGGUUCUUAAGAGCUGUACAGAACUAGUUUAGAACACAGACAUUAGCAUUUGUGGUCGGGAUGGGGCAGUAUCUGAAGUGCUUUAAGACAGAUGACAGUAUUAGGUGAUUUGGAUAUGUUCUAAUUAACUCAGGCAGUAUGAUAAUGUUGGUAGUGAUAAUGACUGAUUGUCACAAGAAGAACAUCUACUACUGUCGGGUUAGAUUAAUUAAUGUGAUAGCGAGUACAGUGAAGGGUUUAGUGAGAGGAGGCAUGUUGAAGAGUUCAGAUUCUAAUGAUGAGUAGAAGAUGCCUUCACCUCAGCUUUAAUUUCUACAGAAUCAGCCAACGCCUCCGUUAGGAAGUGUAGAAAUCAUAUAUAUCUUUCUCGAGUAGAUCUCAAUAUUAGCUUACUGGUUGUGAGCGAUGAUGUUGUGAAAUACGAAUUAUUUAUUUCCCACAACUCGCCUGUCAGCUAGCGUUCUAGUCUCAAGUCCUCGGUGUGCUCAAGUUUAUCAUUCUACUCAAACUGAGUAUGUGGAUAUGAUCAAAGGUUCUAGUUGAGCAGGCUUGGCUGAUAAUGUUCUUAUAAUACUAAACAAUUUGAGCAUAAUCUGCAGGUAAUGUUCUAUUGAUGCUAGUUGAGCAUACUCAAGUGGUAAUGUGCUACUAAUACUCACCAGUUGAGCAUACUCAACUGGUAAUAUUCUGGUGAGACUCAUUUCUUUGAGCAUGGCUGUGGUAAUGUUCUACCAAUACUGUGCUUGAGUAUGCCCAAUGUUAACAUGAUCAUCUGGUUUCCAGAUGUGUGCUGGAGUGGAAAUGCUCUAUAAAGACAGAGUACUCAGCAGACCUGUAUGUUGCACGCUAUUAAAUGCAGCACGAGCUGCUCUUUCUUGUCAUAUCUAGAACACAGUUGCAGCUGUACAGAUAAUUAAUAGAAUUUCUCUCAUCUCUAGUGUUUGCUAGACCCACACUAGAAUAGACAGAAAAUGUUUGCAAUAUACAGAAAGAAAGUUUGCUUUGUUUAACGACGCCACUAGAGCACAUUGGUUUAUUAAUCAUCGGCUAUUGGAUGUCAAACAUUUUAGUAGCAAGGAAUCUUUUAUAUGCACCAUCCCACAGACAGG